This is a messenger RNA of Oncorhynchus nerka (sockeye salmon), 3309 nucleotides long. RefSeq names its product protein bicaudal D homolog 2-like. The record is from RefSeq and is a predicted model, not a curated record. Gene Ontology annotation, molecular function: dynein complex binding; cytoskeletal adaptor activity. The transcript has 9 exons. The coding region runs from base 1 to 2703 and encodes 900 amino acids. NCBI's taxonomy places the organism in Eukaryota, Metazoa, Chordata, Actinopteri, Salmoniformes, Salmonidae.
AUGCUUGAGGAGGCAGGCCAAGCAGGGGCGGAGAGGGAUGAGAUGGAGAUGGGGGGCAAUGACCUGAGGGCGGAGGUGGUGAGGCUGAAUUUGGAGCUCCGGGAGGCCAAUGAGGAGAAACUACAGGCGGCCCGUUAUGGCUUAGUGGUGCUGGAGGAGAGUGCUGAACUGAAGAAGAAACACACCCAGCUGGAGGAGGAGUAUGAGACCCUCAAACAAGAGCAACAGCAACUCAAAGAGGCUCUGUCAGACUCUGUGAACCACCACAAGCGUGCAGCAGCAGAUGGGGAGACCCGGGAGGAGUGCCUGCUGCAGGAAACUGCCAGCAAGGAGGCUGCCAUGGCAACCAGCAUGGCUGAGCUUCAGGUCGAGUUACGGCAGGGGCGUAUCACUCUGGGCAACGCUCACGCAGAGAUCGACCGUCUGGCUGGCCUCUCAUCCCAGCUAAAGAAGGAGUGUGAGUGUUGGGAGGCGGAGAAGGGCCACAUGAGGAAUGAGAUGAAGGAGUAUAAGGUGCGGGAGCUCCAGCAGCUCCAGGACAACAGUGAGCUGGAGGAGGAGAACACCUGUCUGCAGAAACAGGUGUCUGUACUCAAGGAGAACCAGGUGGAGUUUGAGGCGGUGAAGCUGGAGCUCACCCACAAGGAGGAGCAGGACGAGGUUCUCAGGGCCCAGCUGGAGGAGGCGGCGCGGCUGAGGGAGAUCGCUGAGCAUCAACUGGACGAGGCCCUGGAGGCCCUGAAAGAGGAGCGGGAGCAGAAGAACAGCCUGAGGAGGGAGCUAUCGGCCCUGGCCCUCAACCCCUUCGACUCUGUGGGCAACCUGGAGCUGCACCUGGAGCAGCUGGAUGACAGUGGCGAUAGCGGAGGGGGCCAGAGGAGCUCUGAGGACCAGGAGCACGACCAGGACAGUGGUUACAACAAUGGCCCAGGGUCUGGUUGCGCUCCUACUAAUCCUAACCCCAAGGCAAACGGGCACGUCCAGCGCUUCUCCACCCCCAGGAACAGUGAUGUGUUCCUGAGGCCUGCCCCUGGCCUGGUGUCUGACCUUCUCAGUGAGCUGCACCUCUCAGACAGCCAGAAGCUCAAACAGCAGCUCAUGCAGGCUGAGCGGGAUAAGACUGGUCUGGCCAACACUGUCCAGGACCUCCAGAGGCAGUUGGAGCUGUCCCAGCAGGCCUUUAGUGAGCAGGAGGACAAGGUGGGCUCCCUGACCCAGCAGCUGGAGGCCGUACAGCUGCAGAAACACAUCCUGCCCCAGGGGAAGGCAGCAGGUGACCGGGGGGACAGCAGCAGCAGGACCCUGGAGAAUGGUGCGGAUGACUACGACUAUGAGCUGGACGUAAAGAGCGCUGAGGUGUUGGAGGCUCGGAUGAAGGCGGCCGGCGAGGAGCUGCUGAAGCUGCGUGAGGAGCUGUCUCAGGCAGGGAAACGUUACUCGGCCCUGGAGCAGCGCUGCCGGCAGGAGAAGGAGCGAUGGAGGGGAGAGGCCCAUGAGCUGGCUGAGAAGAUCCGCCAGUGCAUCAAGUCCAGCCGGCAGGACCAGGAGCGCAUCAGCGAGCUGGAGAAGGAGAUCGGAGCGACGAGGAAAGUGGCUACUGAUUCUGAGGGUCAUCUCAGCGUGGCACAGGAGGAGCUGCUGGCCUUCUCUGAGGAGCUGGCCAACCUCUACCACCACAUCUGUGUGUGCAACAACCUCACGCCCAAACGCGUCACCCUGGACUACUACCGCGACGGGGCCAGGGGGCAGUCAGGGGGGAGCGGAGGGAGGUCCAACCACCUGCACCCCCAUCACGGACGUAACAAGCGCCGCUCCAACGAGUUGUUUGCGAAAGCAGUGCACGGAGGGGAUGGAGACAGUAGGCCUGGUACUCCCCAGGACUCCCGUGACAACUCCCCCUCGACACGCUGCUCCUCCCCCGCCCCAGUCUGCCCUGGCUCCCCCACGCUGGACUUCAGGGACCCCUCCAACGUACGUAACCUGGUGGCUGUCAUCCGCUGCCAAAUCAAACACCUCCAGGUGGCGGUGGACCUGUGUCGCCACCGGGGCACGCUGCCCUAUUCGGGAGGGAUCAGCUGUGGAGGGGAGCUGGAAAGUGAGGCCCUCACGGAGGAGGUGCUGAAGCUCAAGUCUCUCCUCAGCACCAAGAGAGAACAGAUUGCCACUCUCAGGACUGUCCUCAAAGCCAACAAACAGACAGCAGAGUUGGCUCUGAGCAACCUGAAGACCAAGUACGAGACAGAGAAGAGCAUGGUGUCUGAGACCAUGGUGAAGCUGAGGAACGAGCUUAAGGCCCUGAAGGAGGACGCUGCCACCUUCUCCUCACUGAGGGUGAUGUUCGCCAGCCGGUGUGACCAGUAUGUCACCCAGCUGGACGAGAUGCAGAGGCAGCUAGCAGCGGCUGAGGAUGAGAAGAAGACCCUGAACUCCCUGCUCCGCAUGGCCAUCCAGCAGAAGCUGGCCCUGACCCAGCGCCUGGAGGACCUGGAGGCCCCUAUGUCCCCCCACGGCCUCGGCAACAGCCCUCGCCGCGUCAGGGCCAAGGAGCUGGGCACCAAAACGGGCCGAAGCCCCCGGCGCAACAGCCCCGUACGGAGCAGGAACAGUCCCCGCUCCAGCCCAGUCCUCACCAACAGUGUGUCCAGCACCGCCAGCCACCACUUCCGAGCCCUUACCCACAGCCUCCACACCAGCCCUCGGUAAAACCAGUCAGUCGUCACGAUCCCCCCAGUCCUCCAUAAGAACCGUGUUCUCCAUGUCCACCUCCUGAAACACCGCCUUCCCUUCCUCCAAACACAUCCUCUUCAUCCCAGACCUCCUGAGUCAACUCCCAGACCUUUCUACUCUACUCAUCAGACCCGGUGGACUGGCUGCCCUUUCCGUUUCUCCCUUCCAUCUUCCUACCCUCUGUAUGGACCCAAGAUGCCUACCUGCAUGCAACCAGGAAGGGAGAGUUAAAGAAGAAAACAUACUCUGAUUUUAUUUAUAAUGUUAUGAAGUAAAGGACUGUUUUUCUGACCUACACAGUAUUAUUUACCCUUUCUUUCAAACUGAAAACCCUGUCCUGCUGUUGAUGUAUAUUUAUGCAAAUAUAUUCCAUUUUGAUGCUGCUGCAAGUUUUUUGACACUAGUGAAGACGUUUAGCCUGGCAACAUGCUGAACUCUGUCUGGCAACGUUCUUCUAGUGUCAGGCAGCAUCCCCCCUGGACAACUGCUGCAUAGCGUGACCUCCAUGUCAGACAGCAUCCCCCUGGACAACUGCUGCAUAGCGUGACCUCCAUGUCAGACAGCAUCCCCCCUGGACAACUG